UCACUGUUUUCCUGUGAAGGGAAAAAGAGACAAGAACGCCUUCUUUUCCCAAGCAAGCUUUCUAGUCUAGAGAUUCAAAUACUAGUUUAAUGGUGAAGGUAAGUGUUUUCCUUCUCUUAAAUAAGAUGUUAAUUACUGAGCCAUCAAAGAUGUACUCAAGGGAGGAAGUAAUUUUAGGAGAACUCACAGACACACCAACCACAGCCUGAGGACCUCCACUUGGGAAUGCUGUCUGGGUCCAAAGAAAAGAAGAGGUUGUCUCACAAAAAACUUCCCAAUCAAGACUCUACAGCUGAGAAGCCACCGGUGACAAGGGCCACGGUGGACAGUGGUCACUAGCAAGAGGGACCUGUGAGUAUUAGCUGUGGUCAAAGCCUGUCGUGGUGACAGUGGUCUGGGGCAGAGAGAAACUCUGCCACAAAGUGCACACCAUUCUCUGGAGAAGCAAAAUGGAUGAGAAGCCUGCCGCUAUGAAAGGGUCAGGUCUCUGCUCAAUACGCUAUGCGCUGGCUCUCAUCAUGCACUUCUCCAACUUCACCAUGAUAACGCAGCGUGUGAGUCUGAGCAUUGCCAUCAUCGCCAUGGUGAACAGCACACAGCAUCAGGACCCGGCUAACGUAUCCGCCAACGGGCCUUGGUUAGACCUCCUGGGUAACCAGAGCAGAGGCAUCAAGGACAUGAGCACACGGGCUGCUGUGUACCAGUGGAGCACGGAGACACAGGGCAUUAUCUUUAGCUCCAUCAGCUAUGGAAUCAUACUGACGUUAAUACCGAGUGGAUAUUUAGCGGGGAUAUUCGGAGCAAAGCAGAUACUUGGCGCUGGUUUGCUCGUCUCAUCCCUGCUCACUCUGUUUACUCCGCUGGCUGCUGACUUUGGGGUGGUUUUGGUCAUCAUCAUUCGCACGGUCCAGGGGAUGGCCCAGGGAAUGGCGUGGACCGGUCAGUUUACAAUCUGGGCAAAGUGGGCUCCGCCACUUGAACGGAGCAAGCUCACCAGCAUUGCCGGCUCAGGGGCAGCAUUUGGAUCCUUCAUCAUCCUAUGUGUGGGGGGAUUAAUCUCUCAGGCGUUGGGCUGGCCUUUUAUUUUCUACAUCUUUGGUAGCAUUGGCUGCAUCUGCUGUGUCCUGUGGUUCACGGUGAUUUACGAUGACCCCGUGCACCACCCAUGCAUAAGUGUGAGGGAAAAGGAACACAUCGCAUCCUCACUGGCUCAGCAGUCUAGCUCUCCGAGAAGAUCCGUCCCUAUAAAGGCUAUGGUCAGAUGUCUGCCACUGUGGGCCAUUUUCAUGGGGUUUUUCAGUCAUUUCUGGCUAUGCACCAUAAUCAUAACAUACCUACCAACGUACAUCAGCACGGUUCUCCACGUUAACAUCAGAGAUAGUGGGGUCCUGUCCUCCCUGCCUUUUGUCGCCGCCUCAACCUGUACAAUUUUAGGAGGUCAGAUGGCAGAUUUCCUUCUGUCCAGGAACCUUCUCAGCCUAAUCACAGUUCGAAAGCUCUUUUCGUCCCUGGGGCUGCUCCUCCCAUCACUCUGUGCCGUGGCCCUGCCCUUUGUGACGUCAAGUUACAUAGCAACCGUUGUUUUGCUGAUACUCAUUCCUGGGACCAGCAACUUGUGUGACUCGGGGUUCAUCAUCAACACCUUAGAUGUUGCACCCAGAUAUGCAAGUUUCCUCAUGGGCAUCUCAAGGGGAUUUGGGCUUACUGCAGGAAUCAUCUCUUCCACUACCACCGGAUUCCUCAUCAGUCAGGAUUCAGAAUCAGGAUGGAGGCAUGUGUUUUUCCUGUCUGCUGCAGUCAACAUGUUUGGUCUGAUCUUUUACCUCAUAUUUGGAGAAGCAGAAAUCCAGAACUGGGCCAAAGAAAGGACUCUCACCCGCCUCUGAGGAUGUCGGGCCAGAGACCAAACGAAGUGCCGACCUCAACUUCUUGACGUGUUUUGCUUAUCACCGCUCUUCCUUCGUACUCCUGACC
Messenger RNA from Acomys russatus (golden spiny mouse), 1974 nucleotides. It is a transcript of the gene Slc17a2, whose product is annotated as solute carrier family 17 member 2. The record is from RefSeq and is a predicted model, not a curated record. Lineage: Eukaryota; Metazoa; Chordata; Mammalia; Rodentia; Muridae. Gene Ontology annotation, biological process: transmembrane transport; monoatomic anion transport. The coding region runs from base 450 to 1886 and encodes 478 amino acids. The transcript is spliced from 12 exons. Gene Ontology annotation, molecular function: transmembrane transporter activity.